AUGAACCGAAGGAUGUACGCCGCCUCAGCCUUCGGAGAGGACAACACCGCGCACAUCACAGGCGGAAACAGCGAGACGUGGCUGAAAGAAAGUGGCAAAGAAGGAGCAGAAGAAGACGACGAAGAGGAAGAGGAGGAAGAAGAGGAUGAAGAAGAGGACGAGGAAGAAGAGGACGAAGAGGAUGAAGAAGAGGAAGAGAAGGAAGAGAAGGAAGAAGAGGAAGAGGAGGAAGCGGAGGAAGAGGAAGAGCCAGGCGAAGAGGACGGAGACAAGGAAGAGGAAGAAGCGGCGGGGGAAGAAGAAGCGGAGGAAGAAGACGAGGAAGAAGAAACGAAGGAAGAGGGAAAAGUUGUUGACAUUACGGAUGAGGACAAAGAAGCAAGAGAGGAUGCAGCAAAUGAAGAACUGGUUGUGAGAAAGCUAGCUCGCCGGAAGGAAGCGCUAGGAAUGGAAGAGGAUGAAGAGCCCCCAUGA
Neospora caninum is the source of this 474-nucleotide messenger RNA. RefSeq lists its product as hypothetical. The record is from RefSeq and is a predicted model, not a curated record. The transcript has a single exon. The coding region runs from base 1 to 474 and encodes 157 amino acids. Lineage: Eukaryota; Apicomplexa; Conoidasida; Eucoccidiorida; Sarcocystidae.